AUGGAUGUCGAUGAUUCUGAUAAAUAUAGGUAUAGUGAAAGUGACGACAAUGAUUAUGAUGACACUGAUACUCUCAUGGCUGAUCUUCUUACCUAUGGACUUCCUGGUCACACCGACCCCAACGCUAUCACCAUCCUCCUUCAAGACGAUGUUCCUGGAUCACAAGUCCUUCGUGAUGGGAAGUGGAUCGCUGUUCAUCCGAUACCUAAUACGUUUAUUAUCAAUAUUGGUGAUCAAAUUCAGGCUAUUAGCAACGACAAGUAUAAAAGUGUUCUUCACCGAGCUGUUGUAAACUGCGACAAAGAGAGGUUUUCUAUCCCGACUUUUUGUUGUCCGUCUAAAGAAGCUGUGAUUGGACCGGCUUCUCAGUUGGUUGAUGACGAGCAUCCUUCUCUUUAUAAGGAUUUCACUUACACUGAAUAUUUUGGAACCAAAAACUUGGAAUGGAAAGUGCUUUAG
This is a messenger RNA of Papaver somniferum (opium poppy), 459 nucleotides long. Its product is annotated as protein DMR6-LIKE OXYGENASE 2-like. Gene Ontology annotation, molecular function: dioxygenase activity. NCBI's taxonomy places the organism in Eukaryota, Viridiplantae, Streptophyta, Magnoliopsida, Ranunculales, Papaveraceae. The transcript has 3 exons. Bases 1 to 459 code for a protein of 152 amino acids. The record is from RefSeq and is a predicted model, not a curated record.